GCAGCCGUUGAGGCCCCGUGACCCGUCAAAUUUAUCUUCAAAACUAAUUUCUGUUUACUUUAAAAUGACACAGUAUUAUUAAGCAAUAUCACAAGUAUUUUUAAAUCAGUUCUAAACUUAUUUUUUUUAUUUUUUUUUCAACUCAAAAUUGUCUGGGAUCCAUAUGCCGUCACCAGAAGAGCCAUAUAUGGCUCGUGAGCCAUAGGUUCCCGACCGCUGCUCUAGAUACUAAAUCUUGCAAAAGGAUUGAUCGGUGCGCUCCACCACCCGGGGCCUCAAUGUUGCGUGCGCUGGUCAGUCUGUGAACAGGAAAGCUUUGGAAAUGGCACCGAACGUGGCGUGGGAGAUCCUGCUCAAGUGUGACCCCAACACCUUGGAGAGAGAGGUGGACGUCGCAUACCAGAUCGAAGACAUUAUUUCGAAGGUGGAGGUGAAGAGUUUAAAAGAUGAAACGUCGGACAAGCUCAUCCAUCUGUUUUCCCUCACGCAGUCGCUCAUGCAGCUGAAAUCGCAGGAGGCUGCGUUUGCCAUGGAGGAGGUUGAGAGGGCGGGAACCGAACAAGCCAAAGUCGAGCGGCAGUACAAGGCGAAGAUCGACAAGCUGCAGAAUGAGCUGACGCAAGUCCCAGGUCGCGGCGGUCGCAACGCGAGCCUCAUGCGCGGAGAGAUCCAAGAGCUGGAGCAGAACCUGGAGCGCAGGGAUCAGGAGCUGGCGGCCGUGGAACAGAACCUGGAGAAAGAGAAAAAGUGGAGUGAGCAGCUCUCCAAGAAAAUGGAAGAGGCUGAAGGGGAGAUUUCUAAGCUGAAGAGAGAGAACGACAUCCUGCGGCAAGACAUCGUGGACUACCAACGCCAAAUGGACUCUCAGCGAGAGAGCAAGCGGUCCCGCACCGAAGAUGGGGCCGAUCUGAAGGCGCAGAUCUCGCGAAUGAAGCGCGAGAUGAUGGAGUACCUUGACGACAUCCAGAACCUCACGGAGACGAACGAGCGGCUGGUGACUCAGGCGCAGCAGCUGCAGAAGGAGCUGGAGCAGAGCGCCGUGGACAUGGAGCGCAUGGCGGAGGAGUACGCGCAGAUGAGGGUGCUCGUCCAGCAGAGCGACCUCGUCGUGGAUCAACUCCGCCGAGACAAGGAGCACCUGGCCCUCCAGGUGCAAGAGCUGAAUACUUUGUUGCAAGUGCGCUCCGAGGAAGAUGACCCCAUCAUGCAGGCCGUCAACUCCAAGAUAGAAGAGUGGAAGUCGCUUCUGGUGGGCAAGGAUGAGGAGCUGCUCGAGUAUCAGAAGAGAGUGCGCGACCUCCAGGAGAGGCUCAAGGCCACACAGCUCGACUCGGACAAGCAGAGCAUCGUCGCGUUGCAGCAGGCGCUGCAAGUUCGUGAGCAGCAGGUGGAGCUCCUCGCGGAGCAGAUGGGGCAGCACACGGCCGAGAUGGAGAGGAACGCCGCCGUCAUGGAGGAGAUGAGGGACCAGCUGCAGCAGCACCAGGCUGCGCCCUCGUCGCAGGCUUUCCAGAACUCUACGCUGCGCGGGCGGCUGGCGGAGCUGGAGGGGAGGCUGCGGCAGGCGGAGGAGGUGGCGCGAGCGGCGGACGCGGACGCUGCAGAGAAGGACCGGCAGCUCAUCGACGCGCUGGCCCGCAUGCGCCAAUACGAGGCCGGAGAGUACGGCCUUGUGGAGGCCGUGGCGGACAUCAAGGUGUGCCAGCAACAGGUGCGCACGCGCGACGGCACCGUGGAGACGCUCACGCGCGACCUCAACGCCCUCGAGAUGCGGCUCAACGACAUGCUGGAUGAAAACGAUGAGCUGCGCUCCCGCCUCGGUCUGGAGUCCAAGUCUGUGGUUGACCUCACAGAGAUCAGGAAGAAUAAAGCGCUGACUCAGCAGCGUUACCGAGCCGAGAACCAGGUGCUCCUGAAGGAGAUCGAGCGGCUGGAGGAAGAGCGGCUGACGCACAAGAAACAAAUACGAAAGCUCGCGCAAGACAGGGGUCAGAGAGCAGCCUCCAUUGGCUUGCUGGCAGACGACUUGAACCUGAGCGAUGACUUGGCAGAGGGUGGAACGACUUCUAAGAAAUCGGAAAGCGUUUGGACAAAGGCCGACAUGGAGCGACUGAGCAGGAAGGUGGAGCAGCUGUGUCAGGAGCUGGAGCACAGGGAGAAGGAGCUGGCCGAGAAGUCCAAGGAAGGCGCGAGCCUCCGGCAUCAAGUGUCGGAGCUGCAGGCGGAGGUGUCGGGGCUGGAGGCCGGGCUCAGGGAGGUGUCGGCGGCCGUGCGGGCGGCGCAGAGUGCUCCUGGGGGGCCGGGGGGGCCGGGCGUUGGUGCCGGCGGCGGCGGCGGUGGUGGCAGCACCGCAAUCCACCUGCCCUCGCUCGAACGGCUGCUCACGGUCCUGGAGGCCCGGCGGUCUGGCGGGCCGCAUGAGGGGGUGGCUCAGCUGAAGGAGCAGCUUGCUCAGCUGACCGGGCGCAACCAGGAGCUCAGGGAUGAGCUGCGCGCGACGCGAUCGGAGGCGCUGGCCGCGUCGUCCACAAAGGACCGGGCCUUCGAUAAGAUGUCUCGCCUGGAGGGGGAGCUGGCACUGCUGAGGACGUCUGGGGCCACAGGCACAGCGCUGCCCACGCUGCCGCUGCCCGAGGCCAUGGUGCCGUCGAGCAGCGACGUCAUCAACGCGCUCAACGAGUACCUGGUGCAGGUCUUGCAGGACAACAGCGGCAAGGACGCGGAACUGGAGCGAGUGAGCGAAUCUCUGGAGCAGCUGAAACGCAAGUUUGCCGUCGCCUGUCACCAGCAGAGCCUUCUCUACCAGGAUUUCCACAGCGAGCGGGAGGAGUGGCAGAAGGAGAGGGAGCGACUGGACAGGGAGAAGUUGUCCCUGGAGGAGAAGAACCAAGAGAACUCCAUCCACGUCCAGGAGUACAACAACCUGCUGGAGGCGUCGAAGCUGGACGCUGGCGAAUUGACCCGGAAGCUUUCGGAGAUGAGCCGGCGCAUGACUGUGCUGCGCGUGAACGAGCUGGCGCUGAGCAGGCGCCACGCGGCGCUGGUGGAGGCCGAGAGUCACGGGCGGCGGGAGAAUGCCAGGCUCCACGCCGACGUGACGGACAUGGAGGCCGCGGUGGCUGAGAGAAUCGGCUACCUGCAGCGCUACAAGGACAUGGCGAGCUACAAGAUCGCGGCACUGCAGAAGGCGCUGGCAGACAGCGUCCCGGCAUCCGAGUUGGAGGUGGCGAACGGGCGCUACAACGAGCUCACGGCCAAGUACCGGGACCUCCUGCAGAGGGACAAUGUGCUGGCGCAGAGAGCCUCCAGCGUGGAGCACGUCAAGGAGGAGAACACCGCGCUUCGGGCAGAGGUUACAAUGGUGAGCAAGGAACUGGAGAUCUGCAAAGAGAAACUUCACACCCUGGAGCAGGCGAAUGAGAGAAUUGCAAAACAAGGCUUCACCACCUCGGCCGUCGGCACUGGCGCCGGCGAUGCUGAUGAGUCGGUGUCGCGGCGGCUGACGGUGCUGGAGAUGCGGGAGCUGAACGAGCGCCAGCGAGCGGAGCACGCGCUGCACAUGCAGCGGCACGCCGAGGAGGCGCUGGCUCGCGCGCACGAGCGUAACCAGCAGCUCGAGGAGAAGUUUGCGCAGCUGACGAGGAUGAACCUGGAGGCGCAGCGCGUGGAAGCCGAGCUCCGGGACGAGUUGGCGGGGGGUGUGAGCCGAGCCGUGAGCGAGGCCGACCGGCGGCAAAUUCGGCAGCUCGAGGAGUCGCAGGCCGCACUCAGGAUGGAGGUGUCCAAGCAGCGCGACGUGGCGGAGGUGGCCAGGGCUCAAGCGGAGUCAUGGGCCUCCCGCCAGCACUCGCACGAGAAAGAGGUUGAGUCUCUGCGGCGCCAGCUCUCCGACCUGCAGUGCCGCUCGGAUGAGAAGACGCUGCUGGGCACGCUGCACCAGCACAUCAUGGCGCUGCAGCUGAGCGAGGCGACGGCGCUGCGCAAGCUGGAGACCGCCCGCGCCAAGCUCAGCAGGGCCGAGGCCUGGGGCCUCCGCCUGGAGCAGCAGCUGGAUCAGCGAGAACAGACUCUGAUCCACGCGCGUGCCGAGGGCCACAGCCGCGCGGGCCACCUGCGCCGUGCGCUACAGGCCCUGCGGCACCGCUACGCCGGCGCCGUGCCCCUCGCUGAGCAGGAGCGCUUCCACCGCACGCUGGCGCAACUGCAGGACGACGAGAUGACGGCCGCAGAGGAGGCGCGCAAGUGCCGCGAAGACCGGAGGUUGGCCGAGGACCGCCUUGCCGAGCUGGAGAUCAAGUCCAAGGGCCUGGAGGAACUCGUGUCUACGCUGAAGGACGCACGGGGCGCGCAGAAGGUGUGCGAGUGGCACAGGCGCAUGCAGGAGCUGCGCGUGAGCGAGCGGCGCACGGAGCGCGAGGCGACACGCCACCGGGACGAGGCGUCCCGCCUGCGCGCCGCCGUGGAGGAACACGAGAGAUCGCGCUCCCUCCUCGAGCACGAGAUCCUGCAGCUCAACAAGUUCCACGAGGAGAGUCAGCUCGCGUGGGAGCAGAGGGAGCUGGAGCUGGAGAAGCAGGUGGAGGCACACGAACGGCAACAGAAGGAGAUGCUCUCCGCGGCACGCAAGUUUGAAGAGGUUGGCGGCACGGUGCCAGACACGGGCCUGCCCGUGGCUCAGCAGCUGGAAAAGGCGAUCACGACGAUCCGUGGCCAUGUCAAGACGAUCCUGCAGAGCCAGGCGCAGUGCCGCUCACUCGAGGAGCAGCUGCAGCAGAAGCAGGACGCUCUGCACAGCGCCGAGGCCAACGUGCUGUCUCGCGAGCGCGUCAUCAACGAGCUGCGCCUGCGCCUCCCGGCGUCGGCUCAGCGUGAGAAGCUCCUGGCAGCGGCAGCGGCGGCGGCAGACGGUGGUGGCUCCAGCGAAGGUGGUGGGGCCCUGGUCGCGACCCAGCGUGCCGUGGCCAACCUCCAGGCCCGGCUGGACCACAAGGAGCAGCUCGUCGACAAGUACCAGCGGCAGCUGCAGCAGGCGCAGCAGGAGUUGGAGGAGUUGAACCGGCAGCAUGGCGAGGAGAUGAAGGCGGUGCACCACAAACUCAACGCGCAGUCCAACGCCACCUUCAGCAAGUUCAAGCAGGCCGUGCUGGAGACGCUGAACUCGCGGCCAGCGGUCGCGGUGGCGCCGGCGAGCGCCGCCCAGCUGACACGGCUCGCCGAGCUCGAGCAGACUAGCGUCGAGCAGGAGGAGGCGAUGGUGGCGCUGGCGGAGAGGUUGAGGGCGACGGUCGCUGACGCCCAGCGCCACAAGGUGCAGCUGCUGCAGCAGCUGACGGAGCAUCGCGCCGAGACCGCCAAGCUGCAGCAGCUGCACUCGUCGGAGCUGCGGGCUGAGCGGGCGCGGGCGGAGGAGGCGAGGGCCUCGGAGGCGGCGCUGGCCGAGGAGCUGCGGCUGCUUCGCGUGGAGCUCGACGCCCAGAAGGAAGCGAACUCGCGCUCGCCCACGGCCGGUAUCCGGAGCCUCGUGGAGAGGCUCAAGGGGGAGCUCGCCUACAAGGAGAAGCAGCUGAAGGGUCUGAGCCAGGCGAUGCUGCGUCUUCAAGGGGAGAUGACGAACCAGGCCGAGCAGAACAUCAUCGCGGCAGCUGCCCAGAAGGAGGAAAGCCUCAAUGUGCAGACACUCGUUGACAAGCACACCAAGGACUACAAGGCCCGCUUGGAGAGCGCCCAGUUAGAGGCGUCCGCCGCUCGCCGCGAGCUAGGCGAGUGGCGGCAGCGCGAGCGGGAGCUGUGCGAGCGCCUCGAGGCGGCGGAGCGCGAGGCGCGGCGAGGCGACAGGGAGGGCGGCCGCCUCCGCGCCGGCAAGGAGGAGGCGGAGAGGGGGCGCGACGAGAUGCGUCGUCGCGUCGAGAGGAUCAAUGCGCAGCUGCAGAAGGGCGUAGAUGGCGCCGGGCGGCAGACGCAGGUGGAGGAGCUGCAGGGCCGGGUGAAGCGUCUUGAGCAGGAGCUGGAGAAGAAGGCGGCGCAGCUGGAGGAGACGCAGCAGCGGGCGGAGAGAGCGGCCGCGAAGGAAGACAAGGCUGAGCCGAAGGAGCAGGUGAUACGCUGGGAGGAGGGCAAGCGGUGGCAGGCCAAGGUGGAGGCACUGAGAGGCAAGCUGAGGGACAAGGAGAAGGAGGUGGAGGCCCUGACCAAGCAAGUGGCCGCGAUUCGUGACUCGAUCGCACGGGACGCCGUGUCGCGUCGGACCCAGGACCGAGGCGUCACCACGGGCCACGUACUUGCGGCACGGGCCCAGGAGGAGGCCUCGCGUGCGCAGCAGCUGCAGGACACCAACCGCCAGUUGGAGGACACCAUCACCAGCAUGCGGCAGCGGGCGGCGCUCUCCAAGGAGGCUGCGGUGGAGGAGCUGCUGCUGCAGAACCGGCGCCUGCAGGAGCGGCUCAGGCUUCUGGAGAGAUCCGCCACGCCCAGCUCCAACUCGCGCCUGGACCAGGAGCAGGAGGUGCAGAGACGAGUCCUUGAGCUGUCCGACGAGAACGUGGAACUGCGCUUCGAGCUGGAGAGGGUGCGGAAGGACCUGCCGAGGCUGCAGGACAAGCUGAGCGACCUUCAGGCCCUCUGCGCACAGCUCAAGAGGGAGAAGGGAGAGAUGGAGAGGAAACUCGGCAACGUCAGAGGCGCGGGCCGCAGCGGCAAGACGGUGCCGGAGCUGGAGAAGACGGUGGGGCUGAUGCAGCGCGUCGUGGAGAAGCUGCAGCGCGAGAACGAGGAGCUGCGGCGAGCGCCGGGCGUGGUGGAGGCCCAGCGGAGCGCCGGCCUCGAAGCCGACAACGCCAAGCUCAAGGCGGAGCUCCAGGCCCUGCGUCUGAAGGCCGGUCAGCAGCUGAGCGACCGCUACGAGACGCGUAGCCGCGGGGUCGACAAGCUCAUCACGGAGAACGAGAAACUCCUCGCGCACAUCAAGAGGGAGAGGGAGGCUGUGGACAAGCUGCGGGGGGAGAAGCGAUCGCUGGAGCUGGCGCUGGAGCUGGCGCGGGAGGAGUCGGAGAGCUCGCGCCGACGACUCGCCGAAGUCGAGGCCCAGCUGGCGCGGACGCAGGCGAGCGACGAGCAGGGCCUGAAGCCCGGGGCCCUGUCGAAGCUGUACGAGGCUCGUCUGCGGGACGCCCAGGAGGAGACGGAGCGCGCUUGCCGGGGCCUGGAGGACGCGCGGACGCUGCUGCGGCAGGCGGAGCAGCGCGAGGGCGAGCACCGGCGCCGCCAACGGCAGCUGGAGCAGCAGGUGGAGCUGUUAAAGAAGUUCCCGGAGGAGGCAAAAUCCCAACCGGGCCUCACCAGGGAGUUCCAGAUAGCCAGGUUGACUAUCGACCGAUUGGAGAAGGAAAAGGCGGAGCUGGGAGAGGAGUUGGAGCAGCUGAGAAAGAGCGAACCAUCAUCGGAGCGCGAUGUUCUGCAGAAAGCGCGGCGUUAUGACGAGCUGCUGCAGGAGAAUGUUCAGGUGCAAGUGCAGCUGCGUGAGAUGAAGAUGCACAAUGGCCGGCUCGAGGAGGAGGUUCGAGGCCUUCGCAAGGAGCUGGAGAGCUUCGACCCGGCAUUCUUUGAAGAGAUCGAAGACCUCAAGUUCAACUACAAGGAGGCAGUGAAACGCAACCUGGUGUACGAGGAGCAGCUGCUGAGCCUGGGACAGCAGUUUGGCAUCACAGUGGCCGUGCCGGCAAACGUGUCGGUCGACUGAUCACGCCUGCCCUCUCUUGGGUCACCGAGAAGAUCCAGAAGGACCCGGAAAGAACUGGACAGACGCGGACAGACCCGGACAGACCCGGACAGGUCCGGAGAGACCAAGAAAGACCUCGACAGACAUUGACACAUCCCGAAAGAGACCAAUACUGACCGAAACAAACCGAGACACGGAUACACCAAAACAGACCCGAAGACACAACCGCGCACUACUUUUUGGGAGAAUCUUAUAAUUCAGAGAGUAUGCUAUGUAUAUCUAUAACACGUAUUUAUGUUAUCACAGCGCUGAUUUUUUUUAUUACACCCAUAAUGUGGACAUUUUAUUAAAAUGAUUAACUUUGCAUUGAAAUUCCCAAUCUGGUAUUGUUUUUAUUCCUUAACAGGCACCACUAAUUUCAAAGGAGGUUUUGAGUAUUUAACCCCCCCCCCCCCAGUUUUAAUACGAAGCUAUUUAUUUUCAGGGGCUAAGAUGAUGUUGGUUUCAUAGCGGUUGUGUUAAUGCAAAUUGCAUCUCAAUCAAUGGCGGAGCCAGAAUUUUCAGGUCAGGGGGGGGGGCAACCCCUCCAGCAAGGAGUUGUUAGUAAGAAAGGAGUUGCUAGUAAGUAAGGAGUUGUUAGUAAGGAGUUGUUAGUAAG
Molecule: messenger RNA, 8372 nt
Organism: Lethenteron reissneri (Far Eastern brook lamprey)
Lineage: Eukaryota; Metazoa; Chordata; Hyperoartia; Petromyzontiformes; Petromyzontidae
Product: centrosomal protein of 290 kDa-like
Biological process (GO): non-motile cilium assembly; camera-type eye development; ciliary transition zone assembly
Cellular component (GO): ciliary transition zone; centriolar satellite
Source: RefSeq, a predicted model, not a curated record